CAAUGUGGUAAUAAGAGUGAAUACGAAUGAAAAGUCUGUGGGUGGAUAUGAAAUGAAAGUCCGCCAUAUCUAUUAUCUACACGUCUUGUCUUUCCAAUAGUGACUCGACUUUCGUAUUAUUUUGUUAGAUAGCUCGGUUGUGUAGAUAUUUGUUUUAAUUUAAUUAAUUUUAGUUCGACCAGUGCACGGUACAUGGUGUUCGCGUAACUCGCAGACCUUCGCCGGAAGAUCACCAUGGAGUCGCCAAGAAAAUUCAACGAUUGUUACUUCUACUAUUAUUCCACAUGCACCAAGGGGGACAACUGUGUGUUCCGACAUGAGCCUUCAGCCCUGGGCUGCGAGACCAUGUGCACGGCCUGGCAGCAAGGCAAGUGCAUGGACAAACGGUGCAAACUCCGCCACAUGGAGCUCAGGAAAAACCGCAAGCAGAUCCCUUGCUACUGGGAGAACCAGCCGGGCGGCUGCCGCAAGAAGCAUUGCCCAUUCAUGCACAAGAACCCGGAGGCCCGCACUGACGGCAUCGCGCCCAGCCAGCCUAUCCCGCAGCAGCCCAUCGCUGGGCAGACGGUCCCCGUCGGGCCGGACGGCGCGGAUACGGCGCCGGCGCUGGGCGUGGGCGUGGGCGUGGGCGUGGCCGCGCCGCAGCCGCAGCCCGUGCCGCUCUUCUGGCAGCAGCAGCGUCAAGUAGUACUCGACCCCGCGAUCCUGGACGCUCUGCCGGCGGCGGCGGGCGGGGGCGGGGAGCUGCCGCUGCGGCGCCUGGUGGGCGGCGUGCCGCACGUGGGUGUCCACGCCCCGCACCCGCACCCGCACGUGCACGAGGCGCCCAACCCCUACCUCAGUCAGGACCAGCUUGUCGUCAACUUCGAGGAAGAGUCCGAUAACGAGAGCGCGCCUUCCUCCACGCCCACUAAAGCGGGUUCUUCGCCGCCGCAAGACAAGCAGUCGCAGGAAUUACUGCUCCUCGAGCGUAUUCAGGCCGAGGCGGCCGCCUACUACAGCUACGAGAACCUCCCGACCGACCCACCUAAAGAUCGCAAGAUCAUCCGCACCAACCUCUCCACCAAGUACGACCGACUCUCACUCGACGAAAUCGCAGGUAAACAGGCCACCGAGCGCCGCAGCUCGCUCGAUUUCAAAAUACUCUCCCUGGAGGAGAUCCGCGCUAGAAAAAAAAGCGACGCCAUCGUCCACAGCGCGCCUAUCACGCUCAAUCUGAGAAAAAGGAAAUUAUCUACACAAGAAUCUGUCACGACUACCGGUGAUAAAAUCAUCAAGGUCGUUAGAAGUAAUUCUAUAGUUUACAAAAAGGUUGACCAUAAUGUGCCUUCGACUAACCAAUCUAAACCGGAACAUAGGCUCAGUGGCAGUGGCGACGCCAGCAGAAAACGAACCUUAUCAGAACAGAGCGAUGUCUACCUGGUCCACGAGGACGAAUUAGUAGAUAACUGCCACGAGUUCAAAAAAAUAAAACUAGCAGAAACCACCUCGAAACCUAGACUAAUUAGAAAUAGGAGUAGUAAUAGUGAGGCUAAGGAGCCAGUAGCUACUAAAACGGACGACUCAGACACAGAAGUACAAAUAGUAAGUAUCGAUAUAUCAGACUGCACAAAUGUAGAUUUAUCUUAUGAUGAAGACAAUAGUAAAAUGGCAGAGCACGUAGAUGUUGUAGAUCUAAGUGAUGACGCGGACGAUUGCGAAGUCACGAUAUCAGACUACGACCUAGGUCUAAUCAAGAACGUUCCUGAUGUAGUCGCUAGUUGUCAAAAGAACUCGAAUUCGGAAAACAUUGAGAGAGAUCUUGUUAGUGACAUAGAUAAUAUUUUGGAUGACUUGUUAUGAUUUCGGAUUCUAGUUUAGGAAAAACGUACAAAUUUUUAGAUUUAAGAUGUUAGUUAAUACUACAAUCAGAUUAAGUCUCACCUCGAAAUCCUUCCAAAGUUAUGAAAUUUGGUAUGUAUGUUAAUUAAAGGCCUCUUUUUCAUGUCCACACUAUUUCACAUUUUGGGGACCUCGAGGAAUCGCAGCCAUCUUGGAAAAUGUGUACCAUCCUGGAGAAAUUUCCGUUUUACUCUAAAUAUACGUUCUCUAUGAAAAUAUCGUGUAAGGCAACAUUAAAGCUUAUUAAAUUCUACACAAAUAAGUCCUAGAUAACUUUGCGGAAAAAAUACAUCUUGUUAUAGAAAAUAAUAGCGGAAUCCAGAUUUAGCGCUUAUACCCUUUCAGGGGAUAUUCUCUUAAUAUGAAACUUGGCGGAAUAUGAAUUCCACUUUUGUCUAUACAUUUGUACACGUUCUACUGCAAUAUCAACAUUUUAAUCGACUGCGACUUAAACAGAAAGUAGUGUUAUGGGUAAAUACUGAAAAUCAGUACACCCUAGCUCAGGAUACUGGACCGAUUUUUUAAAACGACAUAUUGGUAGAUUCCUCUUGCCCUUCACAACCUGUUUACACCUGUUUUAUUAAAGAAAAAUCAAUACAGCUGCCUUGAGAGGACGCCGAAUAGUAAAUCAUAUUUUUACUUCUAGCGCCUAAACUAUUGAGUGGAUUUCAAUAAAAUAGACAUCAGUAGAUCCAUAAUUGGUACACGAGUGCUAUGCAAUACAAAUUUACUAAAAUAAAUGCAGGAAAAAUGUGUAAAACUUAAAAAUGUGACUAUAAAAACAGAUUUUAGGUCUUAAAUGGAUCUUUUCAAGAUGGCGCUUGAUCCCCGUGGUCCCCGAAGCUCCAAUUUUAUGACACGCAAACAGGGUUCCCUGAAAUUGUAGGUGUCAAAUUUCAUUACUGUCACUAUUGUUUAAACCCCAUUUAAGACCUAAAAUCUGUUUAUGAUUUACUAUUCGGCGUCCUCUCAAGGCAGCUGUAUUGAUUUUUCUUUAAUAAAACAGGUGUAAACAGGUUGUGAAGGGCAAGAGGAAUCUACCAAUAUGUCGUUUUAAAAAAUCGGUCCAGUAUCCUGAGCUACAGGGUGUACUGAUUUUCAGUAUUUAAACCCAUAACCCUACUUUCUGUUUAAGUCGCAGUCGAGUAAAAUGUUGAUAUUGCAGUAGAACGUGUACAAAUGUAUAGACAAAAGUGGAAUUCAUAUUCCUCCAAGUUCCAUAUUAAGAGAAUAUCCCCUGAAAGGGUAUAAGCGCUAAAUCUGGAUUCAGCUAUUAUUUUCUAUAACAAGAUGUAUUUUUUCCGCAAAGUUAUCUAGGACUUAUUUGUGUAGAAUUUAAGAAGCUUUAAUGUUGCCUUACACCAUAUUUUCAUAGAGAACGUAUAUUUAGAGUAAAACGCAAAUUUCUCCAGGAUGGUACACAUUUUCCAAGAUGGCUGCGAUUCCUCGAGGUCCCCAAAUGUCAAAUAGUGUGGACAUGAAAAAGAGACCUUUAAUUAACAUACAUACCAAAUUUCAUAUCUUUGGAAGGAUUUCGAGGUGAGACUUAAUCCGGUUGUACUAUAAAGGUUAGUGCAUAGGGAAUUCAAAUGAUAAGUGUUCACUAAAAGUUACAACUUGUUGUAUUGUUUUACGUCGCUACAAAUUUAGUGUGUGUUUCUGAGAUUGUUAAUGCCAUUGAUGCAAUUUUUCUAUUGAAGUUUAGGAGUUGUUAAAAUGAUAAGUUUAAUUUAUUGUGAUACGGAAAUACAUGUUUUCGGAAAGUGAUUCUAGUAAAAUAGAAUGGGGAAUAAAUAGUCAUUACCUACUAACUAGUUCAUACUUAACUGUAUAAAAAGUAUAAAGCUAAAAAGGGAAUUGCACUGCCAGAAUCGCCUUAGCUGAAUAAUUAGAAAUAAGAAGUCGAGGUUUUGAUCCAAAAAUGUAAUAUACAUACAUAAUGCUGUUAAUAAAACGUACCGACGCGACACAAUUCUUAUUCACAAAAGAAGUUCAUAUUAAUAUGUUUACACCUUAGCUUUAAUAUAAUAAAUUCGAAAUGAAUCCCUCAAAAGUUGAGGCGUCACUAAAGAUUUUUGUGCCUAGGCACAUGAUACAUAUACACGUUUUGGGCUUAGUGUUUACCUACGUUAGUAAGUAUAGUGUCAUAGAGUACCCAGCCUUAGAACCGCAAAAGUUUGUUGCUCGAAGUUUAGCAUCAAGAGUAAAAUAAAUUAUUUAAAAUUAAAGUACAUUGUUUAAACAAAUAUUUUAACUAGAAGUAUUUGAAAAUCAGUACAACAGAGGACUAAAGUUUGAUGCUAUACUUCGUCUUUUUUUAGCAUUAGAAAUAAGGUAAACAAUAUUGACGUCUUUUUAUUGAAAAAUAUAGAAAAAAGCUUUUAAAAAAUUGGUUUAUAAAAGCAAAAGAAUGUAAAAGAUCGUAUAUGAUUUAUAAUUGUAACAUAUUUGCUGUGACUUAUUUUUCAAAAGCGAUUUUUAAUAAAAAAACACGUCAAGAUAGCUUACCUUCUUUCUAAUGCUAAAAAAGCGAACUAUAGUUGUACGUGAAAUAACAUCAUUACACAGUAACAAUGUUAUCAUUGUGAAUUUAUUCCAAGCAUGCGGAGUCACUUAAAAAGGUUCAGUACCUAUUUCGGUUUUAAGGCUUUUAUUUUGAACUACGCUAAAAUGACCAUUUGUAGACUUUAUUUGAUAAUAAGGCUAGAAAUGAUCAUGUAAGCGCAUCAGUAUGGUACGAUUGAAACAGGCAUACUACAGUAUGAUUUGUGAUACAAAUUACAUUACUUUGUAAAAGAGACUCACAAUUAUGUAACGAACAUUAAAUAAAUUAUUUACAACUUACGGUUAAAAGCCUUGUCUUUUUGUAAAAAUCUAAAGGGACUUGGAAAUGUUUUAUCGGUAAUUCAAUAUAACUUAUAAUCCAACCUUGUGUUAAGAGGCCGGUGUCGAUUUUAGUCGCAAAAAUGUAAAAUUUAUAGAUUUCGUCGGUGAAAUUGUACACCUUUUGUUACCUAAUUGAAAUAACAAGUACUGGUUUCUAUUAGCACGUCUUCUUAUCUUACCUUUUAUCAGAUCAAUUUUUUGAAAACAGACGCAUUAAAUUAGUAAUGUUUGCUUUUCUGAUGGACGUUUAGGUAAACGCGCGUAAAGCACUGAUUUUGUCGCUCUUAUUUGUAAAUUUCGUAAAGUUUGGACGGCUUAACAUGGUAAUUUUGUAUUACACAUAUCCUGUGCUUGACGUUUAUCAGACUACAUUUUUAUUUUUAUUACUUUGAAGUAGUCUAAAUGAAAGUUAGACGAAAUCAAUUUUCUCCAGAAAUUACUUCAAAACAAAUGACAAUUUCUCUGAAAAUCUACUUAAAUUCAACGUAAUUUUGAUACUUAAACAAUCUACAACAUUUGCUGAAACUAUUCUUAUACAUCAAUUUGUAUAAUUUACCACCAUAAAUUUUUGAUGAAUUUUAAAAAACUGCCCCUUCGUUUCAUAUAUUACCGGUGACACACGCUCGCGACCUCAUAAUUAAAAGGCAAGAUGAGAAGACGUGCUAAUAGAAACCAAUACUUGUUAUUUAGAUAUUACGUAACAAAACGUGUAUAAUUUCAGCGAUUAAAGCUAUCAAUUUCAAAUUUUUGCUCCAAAAUCGACUACGGCCUCUUAAAUAUUUCUUAAUAAAUCCAGUCUGUUAAAAUAUGUGCGUGAAAGAGACAGGUAUUUAAAAAUCUAUGAAAAUUACGUAUUGACUGUUACAUUUUCUAACUUUCAAAAUUAAUUGGAACCUGUAUACUCACUUGGUAAAUGCUACUUCUUAGCUUCCUUUUUGAGAUCUGACUUCCUGCCCUGUAUGAAGGGUACAACGAGGGAACAGUGGCUCGGUAGAAAAAGGCCAUGGACAGUGGCUCCGUCAACCUAAUUUCAACAUGAGAGAGGCGAUAUUUGGGCGACAGCCACUGUCCGAGCUGAGCCACUGUUUCCGCCUUGACCGUUCCGUUCCGUUUAUACGUAAUGGAAUUUUGCUUUCCAUAUCAAAAGAUACCUUGUGUUGUUACAAUAAGGUAUCGUUUGAUAGUCACAUAAUUAUUUCAUUCAUAGGGCACUUAUUAAAUAUGUACAUUAUUGCAGAAAUUAUUUUAGUCAUAUCUUUCAAAUAUAGACCAUAUUGCAAUUAUAUAAGAUUCACUUGAAAAAAAGACUUUCGGAAAUGAUACUUUAUUUAAUUUGCAAUUUUAGUUUCCGCAAUAAUAUAAAUUAAAUGUUAUAUUUUUUGGAUUUUGCCUACGUACUAUGUUAUGUUAGCGACAUAUACAAUAAAUAUACAAGGCCGCCGGGCGAGGCCUGCAGCCCAUAGUUACUACUAUAUCUUACCUACCCUAUCUACUUUGUGUUCAUUAUCAUAAAAAAUAAAUUUUAGCUAUUAACACUUACCACGAGUUGUAGUAAUAAAAGCAGAAUGGUUAUUUGCAAAUAGACACCUAUGAAAUGUUCAUCGUAUGUUGUAUUAAUGCAUUUUAUAAUUUUAAAUACCUAACAAUAAUUUUGUUUAAGUUCGACCAUGAAUAGAAAGACGAAAUAGUUUAUAAAAUUACUAAUUUUGACACAGGCAAUAUCCAACCAGUCCAAACACAAUGGUUGUAUCAGUAUUUGUAAUCUCUUUUGAUCAUGUCAUAUUAAGUGUUUUCUAUUAAUUCAUACUAGCAGGUGUCGAUUUGAAAUAAUCACUCCAUGCUUUUACUGAAAGUUAAUUCCUGAAUAAAAUAGUUUGAGCCCAGAUUUGUGCUCUUCCAUAUUUGUGGCAUGACUACUGGAUAUGUUUAUUCUUGCACAUGUGCAGAAACAAUACAAUAAAAUUAUGUUUUCUUUCGAUCUGUU
This is a messenger RNA of Cydia strobilella, 6751 nucleotides long. RefSeq lists its product as uncharacterized. The coding region runs from base 235 to 1842 and encodes 535 amino acids. Lineage: Eukaryota; Metazoa; Arthropoda; Insecta; Lepidoptera; Tortricidae. Gene Ontology annotation, molecular function: metal ion binding. The transcript is spliced from 7 exons. The record is from RefSeq and is a predicted model, not a curated record.